Saimiri boliviensis boliviensis (Bolivian squirrel monkey) is the source of this 4647-nucleotide messenger RNA. RefSeq names its product roundabout guidance receptor 3 (gene ROBO3). The record is from RefSeq and is a predicted model, not a curated record. Gene Ontology annotation, molecular function: protein binding. NCBI's taxonomy places the organism in Eukaryota, Metazoa, Chordata, Mammalia, Primates, Cebidae.
CUCCGGUCUCCUGCCGGGAUAGUGACGGUAGGGGUGGAAAUGGGAGGGCAGAGGGAGGCGGAUUAAUCCCUUAAUUACGCCGUGAUCGGCGUGGCACCUGCUUUCCGCCUGCCCAGCUCCCAGGAGACUCCAGCACUGGGGGGUGGAGAGAAGGACGAGGGAAGGAGGAGGGCACGAGGAGGCACCGAUCGUACCCAGGCGUGCCGGCAGGAGAGCGGCACCGUGGCUGCGGCAGCGCGCAGAGGCUGUGGAGGGGCUUACGGCUCCCAGCCCACGGGUCUCAGACCCAGGGGCUGGGCCCCGAGCCCCCCGCCCCGAUCCCGGCUGAGUCGAGCCAUGUUGCGCUACUUGCUGAAAACGCUGCUGCAGAUGAACUUGUUCGCGGACUCUCUGGCCGGGGACAUCUCCAACUCCAGCGAGCUGCUCUUGGGCUUCAACUCCUCUGUGGCGGCGCUCAACCACACCCUGCUGCCCCCCGGGGAUCCUCUCAACGGGUCAAGGGUGGAACCGGAGGACGCUAUGCCCCGCAUUGUGGAGCAGCCGCCAGAUCUGCUGGUCUCUCGAGGCGAGCCCGCCACGUUACCAUGCCGCGCGGAGGGCCGGCCCCGACCCAACAUUGAGUGGUACAAGAACGGAGCGCGUGUGGCCACUGUGCACGAGGACCCGCGCGCGCACCGCCUGCUGCUGCCCAGCGGCGCCCUCUUCUUCCCGCGCAUCGUGCACGGGCGCCGCGCGCGGCCGGACGAAGGCAUCUACACUUGUGUGGCUCGCAACUACCUGGGGGCAGCAGCGAGCAGAAACGCCUCGCUGGAAGUGGCAGUCCUCCGAGAUGAUUUCCGGCAGUCUCCUGGGAACGUGGUGGUGGCAGUGGGGGAGCCAGCAGUACUGGAAUGCGUGCCUCCUCGCGGCCACCCGGAGCCUUCCGUGUCCUGGAGGAAGGACGGUGCAAGACUCAAGGAAGAGGAGGGAAGGAUCACGAUCCGUGGAGGGAAGCUGAUGAUGUCACAUACACUCAAGAGCGAUGCAGGGAUGUAUGUGUGCGUGGCCUCCAACAUGGCGGGAGAAAGGGAGAGUGUACCAGCUAAAGUCGUGGUACUGGAGCGUCCCUCAUUCCUGCGCAGACCAGUGAAUCAGGUGGUCCUGGCUGAUGUGCCUGUGAAUUUCCUAUGUGAGGUGAAGGGGGAUCCCCCACCUCGUCUAAGCUGGCGCAAGGAGGAUGGGGAACUACCCACAGGCAGGUAUGAGAUCCGGAGUGACCACAGCCUUUGGAUUGGGCAUGUGAGUGCCGAAGAUGAGGGAACGUACACCUGUGUGGCGGAGAACAGUGUGGGCCGCGCUGAAGCAUCUGGCUCCCUCAGUGUUCAUGUCCCACCCCAGUUGGUGACCCAGCCCCAGGACCAGAUGGCAGCUCCUGGAGACAGCGUGGCUUUCCAGUGCGAGACCAAAGGAAACCCCCCACCUGCCAUCUUCUGGCAGAAGGAGGGGAGUCAGGUCCUGCUUUUCCCCAGUCAAUCACUUCAGCCGACGGGGCGCUUCUCAGUCUCUCCAAGAGGCCAACUCAACAUCACUGCGGUGCAGCGUGGGGAUGCGGGGUACUACGUGUGCCAGGCUGUCAGUGUGGCUGGCAGCAUCCUGGCCAAGGCCCUGCUGGAGGUAAAAGGAGCCUCCUUGGAUGGGUUGCCUCCUGUCAUCCUCCAGGGACCAGCCAAUCAGACGCUGGUGCUUGGCUCCUCUGUGUGGCUGCCAUGCAGAGUGACUGGUAACCCUCAACCUAGUGUCCAGUGGAAGAAGGAUGGGCAGUGGUUGCAGGGGGAUGACCUCCACUUAAAGCCAAUGGCCAACGGUACCCUGUACAUCGCCAACGUGCAGGAGAUGGACAUGGGCUUCUACAGCUGUGUGGCCAGGAGUUCCCUAGGGGAAGCCACAUGGAGUGGUGGGCUUAAGAUUCGGGAAGAUUGGGGAGUAUCACCAGACCCCUCUACAGAACCCAGUGCCCCUCCGGGGCCUCCCUCUCAGCCAGUGGUCACUGAGAUCACCAAGAACAGCAUUACCCUGACCUGGAAGCACAACCCACAGACUGGGGCUGCAGUCACGUCCUAUGUGAUAGAGGCCUUCAGCCAAGCAGCUGGCAACACGUGGCAUACUGUGGCAGAUAGCGUGCAGCUGGAGACACACACAGUCAGUGGUCUGCAGCCCAAUACCAUCUACCUGUUUCUGGUUCGAGCAGUGGGAUCCUGGGGCCUCAGUGAGCCCAGCCCCGUCUCUGAGCCUGUCCGUACACAGGACAGCAGCCCCUCUAGGCCAGUGGAGGACCCAUGGAGAGGCCAGCAGGGACUGGCUGAAGUGGCUGUGCGCAUGCAGGAGCCAAUCGUCCUGGGACCCCGAACCCUGCAGGUGUCCUGGACUGUGGAUGGCCCAGUCCAGCUGGUGCAAGGUUUCCGGGUGUAUUGGAGGGUAGUGGGCCCUGACGGAGGAAGCUGGACAAUGCUGGACCUACAGUCCCCCAGCCAACAAAGUACUGUGCUAAGAGGGCUUCCUCCAGGGGCCCAAAUCCAGAUCAAGGUGCAAGCCCAAGGCCAGGAGGGGUUGGGGGCUGAAAGCCUCUCUGUGACCAGGAGCAUUCCUGAGGAAGCCCCCAGUGGCCCCCCCCAGGGAGUGGCGGUGGCCUUGGGGGGUGAUGGCAACAGCAGUAUCACUGUGUCCUGGGAACCUCCACUCCCCUCCCAGCAAAAUGGGGUCAUCACGGAAUACCAGAUCUGGUGCCUGGGCAAUGAGAGCCGCUUCCACCUCAAUCGGUCUGCAGCAGGCUGGGCACGCUCCGCGAUGCUCCGAGGACUGGUGCCCGGUCUCCUCUAUCGAACCCUAGUAGCGGCGGCCACCAGCGCUGGCGUGGGCGUGGCCAGUGCCCCGGUGCUGGUGCAGCUGCCGUUUCCCCCGGACCUGGAGCCCGAGCUGGAGGUGGGCGCGGGGCUGGCGGAGCGGCUGGCGAGGGUGCUGCGGGAGCCCGCCUUCCUCGCGGGCAGUGGUGCCGCCUGCGGGGCGCUGCUGCUCGGGCUCUGCGCCGCCCUCUACCGGCGCAGGAAACAGCGCAAAGAGCUCAGCCACUACGCGGCCUCUUUUGCCUACACACCGGCAGUGUCCUUCCCGCACUCGGAGGGCCUCUCUGGAGCCAGUUCCAGACCACCCAUGGGCCUCGGCCCCGCCCCCUACCCAUGGCUGGCAGAUUCGUGGCCCCACCCGUCUCGAAGCCCCUCGGCCCAGGAACCCAGAGGAAGCUGCUGCCCCAGCAAUCCUGACCCGGAAGACAGAUAUUACAAUGAAGCAGGAAUCUCCCUGUAUCUGGCUCAGACCGCCCGGGGCACGGCCGCCCCUGGAGAGGGUCCUGUCUACAGCACCAUUGACCCAGCAGGGGAGGAGCUGCAGACCUUCCAUGGGGGCUUCCCUCAACAUCCCUCCGGGGAUCUGGGCCCCUGGAGCCAAUACGCUCCUCCAGAGUGGAGCCAGGGGGACAGUGGAGCCAGGGGAGGCAAAGUGAAGCUUCUGGGGAAACCUGUGCAGAUGCCCUCUCUGAACUGGCCAGAAGCCCUGCCCCCACCUCCCCCUUCCUGUGAACUGAGCUGCCUAGAGGGACCUGAGGAGGAGCUGGAGGGCAGCUCAGAGCAAGAGGAGUGGUGCCCGCCGACAUCUGAGAGAAGCCACCUGACAGAGCCCAGCUCUAGUGGAGGGUGCCUGGUCACUCCAUCCCGAAGGGAAACUCCCUCUCCCACACCCUCCUAUGGACAGCAGUCCACAGCCACUCUUACCCCCUCGCCUCCUGACCCUCCCCAGCCCCCCACUGACAUGCCCCAUCUCCAUCAGAUGCCCAGGAGGGUGCCCCUUGGGCCAACUUCCCCUCUCAGUGUAUCCCAGCCCAUGCUGGGGAACCAUGAAGGGAGGCCUGCUGGCUCAGGUGCUGGCCCUGCAGCCUCGUCGCACCUCAGCCCCAGCCCUGCCCCUAGCACAGCCAGCAGUGCCCCAGGCAGAACCUGGCAGGGGCAUGGGGAGAUGACUCCCCCACUUCAAGGACCCCGUACUCGAAUCCGGAAGAAACCCAAGGCUCUUCCCUACAGGAGGGAGAACAGUCCUGGGGACUUGCCCCCACCACCCUUGCCGCCGCCAGAGGAAGAAUCAAGCUGGGCCCUAGGGCUGAGGGCAGCAGGCAGCAUGUCCUCCCUGGAGCGGGAGCGCAGUGGGGAGAGGAGAGUGGUGCCAGCAGUGCCCCUGGCGGCCCAGCGGGGGCCCCGCCCAGAUGAAGAGGCCUGGCUCCUAUACAGCAGACCAAACUUCCUGUCCCGAAGCCAGGGCACCAGCACCUGUUCCACUGCCGGCAGCAACUCUUCCAGGGGCUCCAGCAGCUCUAGGGGCUCCCGGGGCCCUGGCCGGAGCCAGAGUCGGAGCCGGAGCCAGAGCCAAAGGCCUGGACAGAAACGCAGAGAGGAACCAAGAUGACCCUUGCUGGGGCAUUGAGAAUGUCAGGAGUGCCACGGGGAAGGGAAAUAGGCACGUCUCUUCCCUCCCAGCAGUGAUGAGUGGGGUUUCUGAAGCCCACUGUUAUCCAUUAUUUCAAUUGGCUGAGAAGGCCAAAAGAAAACAAUAAAAAGAGUCUGA